AUGUUCACGGAAGUGAAAGCGCGGGAGAGAGCGGCUGGCCACUAUCCCUGGCCUUCAGCUGUGAACAGCUCAGCGGGGCAGGAGCCCCAGAGGCAGCUCCCAGAGGUGCUGAGCGGGGCCUGGGAACCACCUCAAGGGGAUGGGCUGCCCCUGCUCACCGUCAUCGUUGCUGCCUUUGUCCUGCUGGCAGUCUGUAUCGUGGUGGCAGUCCACUUUGGGCCAAGGCUACACCAGGGCCAUGCCACGUUCUCCACAGAACCACCAGCCCCAAAGCCGGAGGGUGGCAUCUACCUCAUCCGCUGGCGAGUGCUUGGCCCUCAAGACAGUCACGAAGAUGCCCAGCAGGGACCUCCUGUCUCUGGCUCCUGCCUUGUGCCAAAUGGGCCUAGGCUCAGCAUUGAUGAAGUCACAUAUCUGUAGGAGGGAGACUUUGGAAAGUUGGCCUGAUGUGGCUCAGAACAAGAAACUGGACAGAGAAUUAGGUCAAAAGCUUGGGGCCUGGGCUUCAGAGCUUUGGAAGGGCACACGUGGACUCAGCAGGAGCUGCCCUCUC
This is a messenger RNA of Diceros bicornis minor, 553 nucleotides long. RefSeq names its product small integral membrane protein 33 (gene SMIM33). The transcript is spliced from 2 exons. The record is from RefSeq and is a predicted model, not a curated record. Bases 1 to 420 code for a protein of 139 amino acids. Lineage: Eukaryota; Metazoa; Chordata; Mammalia; Perissodactyla; Rhinocerotidae.